AGGGAGGGAGAGGCGCUCCCGAGACCCCAGUCGCUGAGGAGGGAGGGGCCUGCACGGCUGAGAGCCCCCGGGGCGGCGGACGGAGCCCAGCCACUCCACGUGCCCAUGGCCGUCGCUGGGUGUCGGGCUGCCACGCCCACCCGCCCACUCCUCCGGUCAUUUGUCCCCCGCAGACGGGUCUGUCCGCCGUCCUGUCCCGGGCACAAAGCACCCUCUGUUCUCCUGGGGUGGUCUCACAUCUGGAACACGUUACCUGGGAGGUGGUCCAGGCGGAAACUGGGAGGUUUCCCGAAGAGCUGGGCAGGUUGAUGGACAGCAGCUGGAGGCCGAUGGGGCCCCUGAGGCGGGAGGUGGGCAAACCGCAGCCCCUGUCCUCCUCCCACCCCCAGUGUGUGGCCAGGGGCCAGCCGCUGCCCCAGCCUCAGUUUGCUCAUCUGUGUAAUAGGCCUCCCGGGGGUGUCGCAGGGUCAGGGAGGUGGGGUCAGUGCACGGUCAGGGCUGGGAGCCGGGCCAUCCUAGGCCAGGUGGCCGCAAGGUCUCCCCUUCCCCCUCUGCCUGCCACCUGCCCGGCCUUGAGCCAGCGCCCUCGAGUUCACCACGAGAAGCUGUGGUCACCCUCGUAAGACGGGGCCCCUGAGGCCCCAAGAGAAGAGGGGGCCCGCCCGGGUCAGACAGCACGGCCGGGCUGAGUCGAAUGCGGCCCCCCUGCCCCGCCCCCAGCUCUCUCCUGUCUCACGUGGCUUCCGGAACAAGCCAGUUGACCCCAAAGCGGCAAGGCUGCCGCCCAGCACAUGAACAGACAGACAGAUCUGUAUCUAACCAGCCCACCCGAAGGCGUUGGGCCGUGUAGCCGAACGUCCUGCGCCGAGCCGGCCGCCUGCUGGGGUCUGGCUGUGUUUUCCGGUCAGAGCGUCCUCCAGGGUGUGCUGUGCGGGGCGUGUGUGUGGAGUGCCGGGACCGGCCUGGAGCUGGCGCUGGGCUUCUCCUCCUUUCGGAACGAUCGCUGUGCUCCUGGCCUCUCCGGGGAGGCCUACCAUUCUGGCCGGGCCGGGGGCCCCUGCACCCCUAUGGUCAAGUGUGUGUGGGAGGCACCGGGGGCUCUAAUAUUCUCAGCCUUGAGGGUCUGCCCCCUCGGGAGGACGGCUGGGCACCUGGUGGGCACGUUCGACCCCCAAACGCCUGGACACUGGGGCCGAGGCCCUGCUCUGGUCCUGUUUUCCCACCGUGUGACCUCAGGCAAGUCACGGAGCCUCUCUGUGCCACAUCGCCUCAUCUGUGAGAAGCGGGCAUUGACGGCGCCCGCGGGUGCGAGUUGGUAUUUUUAAGGAGCUGAGCACAGCAGCGCUCCUGGGAGGCGCUGGGUGAAUAAAGCAAGUAGUGGGAACCAGGAAGUGGAACGAGGGCCCGGCUCGCCCUGACCAUUGGGCAGCGUGGAGCUCCGCCCACAGGAGCCCCUCAACCCCAGGACGUCGGCCUCCCGUGACCCACCAGGCCCGUGAGCUGCCCAGGGGGAAGCAGCCCACCCUGAGCUGGCCACCCAGGGCCUGCUUCCAGCUACACCUAACCGGGCGGCGCAGAGAAACUUCGAUGCCCUCAGGAAGGAAAACAUUUACGAGAACAACAAACUGGCCUUCCGCGUGGCUGAGGAGCAGCUGGGCAUCCCGGCCUUGCUGGACGCCGAGGACAUGGUGGCCCUGAAGGUGCCCGACCGGCUGAGCAUCCUGACCUACGUGUCCCAGUACUACAACUACUUCCACGGGCGCUCCCCCAUUGGGGGCAUGGCCGGCGUGAAGAGGCCCCUGUCGGACGCCAGUGAGGAACCGCCUGGAAAGAAGGCCCCGUCCCAACCUGCCAGGCCUUCGCCCACCCCAGCCCGGGGGCAGCCGCUGUCUCCGGUCAGCACAAACCCCACCGUCCAGCGGAAGGCUGGCCAGGCUGCGGUCGGCUCCGUCAGCAGCACCUGUGGCGUCUGCGGGCAGCACGUGCACCUCGUGCAGCGGCACCUGGCAGACGGGAGGCUGUACCACCGGAGCUGCUUCAGGUGUAAGCAGUGCUCCAACACGCUGCACUCGGGGACCUACAAGGCCACAGCAGAGCCCGGCGUCUUCGUCUGCUCCAGCCACGACCCUGGAACCGCCUCUGCUGGCCCCACGUUGCCGGGCUUGGCCCCCCGGCGGCCUGGAGCCCUGUCCAUGGACUCCAAGACCCCUGGCUCCCCGAAGAAGGCCCAGGAGGCGAGCGGGCAGAGAGACGCAGGACCAAAGGCCAGGCCGCCCGCGUGGGAGCCCGCGGUGGGCAGCCCGACUGCCAAAGGUUACCCGCCGGCUGCAGCUGACCCUCCGGCCACCGCCUGCUCCCACGUCCAUGCGGGGAGCCCAGCCGGGGCCAGGCUCUCGGUGGGCCCCAUGGGCGGCAAGGCCAGCACUCACGUGACCAACAGCUCUCCGACGGGGUGGUCGUCGCCGGCAGGCAGCCCUCGUCGCGCCGUGACCCCGAGUGCCCGGGACUCUCGCCCGGCCACACCACAAGGCCGGGUAACCCCCCGAGGGGCAGCCCCUCAGAUCAAGCUCAGCUCAGGGCCAGCGUCUCCGGUCCCAGCGAGCGCCCCGGCCUGGACCCCAUCGUCCUCCAGGACGCAGCAGGCCCGGGAGAGGUUCUUCCAGACGCCUGGAGCCGCCCCCCGCGCUGGCCCGGCUGGCGGGGCCCCAGCUGUGGCGGACGCUCCUUCCAGGGACGGCAGCAGGGAACAGGCGCUGAGCCUCCUCCGGAAGGCCCUCCACGAGCUGGGGGCAGCCGGCGCUCAGGCGCCCGGCAGGCCCUCCCUCGCCACCGGCCCUGCACCCAACUCCCAUCCCAGGUCCGAAGGGCCAGGAGCAAGUCCAGCAGCCACGCGGCCACAGUCGGCGUCUCCGCAGGCCCUUAGCCCCGCCGCGAGGAGCGCGCCGCCGGCCCCCCGGAGCGCAGGCAGCAUCUCGCGGGUGUCGGCGCCGCCCCAGGCGGGCAGGAAAGCCUCGGCUGCACCCUCAGGGGCCGUCGGGGCGGGUGCCGGCUCCAGGCUGAAGCUGGAGGCCCCGCGGGCCGAGGGCCCGAGUGCCAGCCCCCAGGAGGGCCAGGAGGACGGGCCGGCAGGAUGGAGGGCCCGCCUGAAGCCCGUGGAGAAGAAAAGCCCCGCUGAGAGGGCUCUGGAGCUGAAGGAGCCUCAGGUCCUGGGAGAGCCGAGGGCGGGUCAUGCACCCCAGAAGGUCUCUGGGAGCUCCGAGGGGGGCGUCCGCAUCACCCUGACCCCUGUGCGAGUGGACAGGACACCAGGCCCGGCCGGGGCCAGCCUCCUAGCUGCAUCCCCCUCCCCCUUCCAGUCCCCAUCCCACCGCAGGAAGCUGGCGGUCCCUGCCAGCCUAGACGUUUCUGGCAGCUGGCUUCAGCCAGAGCCCUCGGGGAAGGAAGCCCCUGCCUGGAGCCGGAAGAAGGAGGAGAAAGCCCCUCCCCAGGGUGAACCAGUGAGGCCCUCGGGCCCGGCCGGCAUCCCUGUUCCGCCUGGCGAGUCAGUGCCCUCCCCGGUCAGGCUGCACCCUGACUACGUGCCCCAGGAGGAGAUCCAGCGGCAGGUGCAGGACAUCGAGAGGCAGCUGGAUGCCCUGGAGCUCCGGGGCGUGGAGCUGGAGAAGCGCCUGCGUGCGGCCGAGGAGGACGCCUCGGAGGACGCCCUCAUGGUGGACUGGUUCCGGCUCAUCCACGAGAAGCAGCUGCUGCUGAGGCUGGAGUCUGAGCUGAUGUACAAGGCCAGGGACCAGCGCCUGGAGGAGCAGCAGCUGGACAUCGAGGGGGAGCUGCGCCGGCUGAUGGCCAAGCCGGAGGCUCUGAAGUCCCCCCAGGAUCGGCAGCGGGAGCAGGACCUGCUGAACCAGUACGUGAACACCGUCAAUGACCGCAGUGACAUCAUCGACCUCCUGGAUGAGGACCGGCUCAGGGAGCAGCAGGAGGACGAGAUGCUGCAGGACAUGAUCCGGAAGAUGGACCUGCAGAGGAGUGGUGGGGAGCAGAGGAAGAAGCCCAGGUUCCGCUUGUCCAGCAUCUGGUCCCCGAAGAGCAGAAGCAGGACCCCCGAGUAGCUGCCUGGUGGGGCUCCAGGACCCUCACGCGGGUGGGGUAGGAACGUGGGUGGCGGGACCUGCACCGCCCUCUCUGUGGGGUCUGAGCAGCCUCAAUAAAGAAACUGACCAUGUG
Lagenorhynchus albirostris (white-beaked dolphin) is the source of this 4224-nucleotide messenger RNA. RefSeq names its product MICAL like 2 (gene MICALL2). Bases 1686 to 4109 code for a protein of 807 amino acids. The transcript has 17 exons. NCBI's taxonomy places the organism in Eukaryota, Metazoa, Chordata, Mammalia, Artiodactyla, Delphinidae. Gene Ontology annotation, molecular function: protein binding. The record is from RefSeq and is a predicted model, not a curated record.